Molecule: messenger RNA, 815 nt
Organism: Tigriopus californicus
Lineage: Eukaryota; Metazoa; Arthropoda; Copepoda; Harpacticoida; Harpacticidae
Exons: 2
Coding region: 36-467 (143 amino acids)
Source: RefSeq, a predicted model, not a curated record
GAUUCGGGCCACAGUUCAACUUAAUCCGCUUGAUAAUGAGGAUCCCUCACAUCUGCUUCCAUGUGGCCGUUCUUGUGUCUGCUUUCAACUUGGGUGGGGUCGUAAGUGCCGAGGACGAGAUCCCGGAGUUGGGUACCGACAACAUGCAACAAGAUGUCCUUAUUCCUCAACAUUUUUUCGACGCUUUUCGACCCAAGCGAGAUAAUAUCCACUUUGAUUCAGUGACUAAAAGACCCAGUCAAUCUCGAGAUCUGUACCGUUUGUUGAGAACUUUGAAGAGGUCGGAUCCGUCUUAUGAGAGCCAACAUGUCAGGCCCAUUUCCAUGAGGCUUCAGGACGACUUGGAGGAUCUCAUGUCUCUGGAUUCAUAUCAUGCUAUUAUUCAAACGCCCCAGGGACCACGGAGAGUCCCCUUAGCCAUUUUGCAUCGAUUGCUGAACUCUAAAUUGCCCAUGGUUCCUCAUUGAAUGUGCUUUGAAUGUGUCUUUUGAUUUUGGUAGACAGCAGAAUAAUUUAUGAAGAGAAGAGCUUUAGGAACUCAAGGUUAAAUACUCAUGCGUGGAUUGCAAUGAAAGUUUACUUAUUAACGGGAAAUGUAUAUUUCUGCUUUGAGUCGCAACCUAGUAAUAUAUUUCCCUUUCGUUUCCGCAUGAUUUGGUUAGUGUUUGAGGAAUUAUUUUUUUUACUUAGAAUUAUUUUUAGCGUUUCUAGAUACGGUGGAGGAAUCUAGAAAACCUUGCUUUUGCCUCAAGUCACAAUUUGUUGAUAUGAUGUACUUGCCCCGAUUUUUAGCAAAAUAAAUAUUUGAUAACCUA